Molecule: messenger RNA, 2532 nt
Organism: Conger conger (European conger)
Lineage: Eukaryota; Metazoa; Chordata; Actinopteri; Anguilliformes; Congridae
Gene: gp1bb
Product: glycoprotein Ib platelet subunit beta
Exons: 3
Coding region: 1864-2469 (201 amino acids)
Source: RefSeq, a predicted model, not a curated record
GCUGCUCCCUGUUCUCUCUGCAGUAGGUUUGGAGAGGUGUCCAGCUUGCCUACAUAAAAGUUGAGGAAGUGGGUGUAGUGUGGUACCAUUAUCCAUCCUUUGACAUAAAUUUUGGCUGAAUAUUCUCAGGUUUGAUACUUCUGGAGAUGCAAUGAUAGAAGUACCUUUCAUAGUCAUAGUAUACAUGAAUACCUUUCAGCUGGAUUCUGAGUGACAGAAUUGUGGCAGAAAGGGAUAUAAAAACAGUGACACAUGAGCAGGCCUUGAUUACUGUAAUACAGCAGAACUAUAUUAGGUAAAUAUUGAAUGUUAUCUUGUAAAAAAGAAAAAGAAAGUCCAUUCACCCAACUCUAUGAUCUAUAUUUGAUGGUAUAACAAUGAUGCACAUGUGCUGUACACUCACAGGGACAAGCUUACCCUUUUGUUUUGUUAACAGGACUAAUUGCUGAAUUUAAACAUUUUGGAAUGUUAAAUCUGAAAUGGCACUUGCCAGUAAUGCAGCUCAACUGAUAACAAAACUGUGAGCUCAAAAUGUUAUGACGGGUGGCGGUGAGGACCUAAAAAGACCACAGUUAAGUUUAAGAACUCCUCUCUGGAAGCGUUUAUUAGGGGGAUACACAAAAGCUGGAGCUGGUGAUCAAAACCCCCAGACAGGCAGAACAGUGCCCCUUAGACCAAAACCCCCAGACAGGCAGAACAGUGCCCCUUAGACCAAAACCCCCAGACAGGCAGAACAGUGCCCCUUAGACCAAAACCCACAGACAGGCAGAACAGUGCCCCUUAGACCAAAACCCCCAGACAGACAGAACAGUGCCCCUUAGACCAAAACCCACAGACAGGCAGAACAGUGCCCCUUAGACCAAAACCCCCAGACAGACAGAACAGUGCCCCUUAGACCAAAACCCACAGACAGGCAGAACAGUACCCCUUAGACAGUGGCACAGAAUCCACUGGGCGAAGAAACCCUCACGGCAGGCAGGUGGAGGAGUUGGAGGAGUUCAGACUGGAACAAAGCAGCAAGGUAGGACAGGGAGGAGAGCAGGGAGGAGAGCAGGGAGGGAGCAGGCAGGGAGGAGAGCAGGCAGGGAGGAGAGCAGGCAGGGAGGAGAGCAGGCAGGGAGGAGAGCAGGCAGGGGACAGGGCUAGGUGUGAAAACUGGAUUGUCCAAAAGGACUGUCAAAUAACAGACGGUUCUCACAUAGAGAAAGAACUUGAACAGUCUGGCAACAAAGGGAGUAUAAAUUGAGAUUAAAUAGUGACAAGGGCAGGUGUAGGAAAUCUAACCAAUGAUUAACUAAGUGGGAGUGAAUGAUUUACAUGUGCCAGUACUAAAUUGAAUGAUUGAUGAGGUGUGAGGAAUGUGGUGAGAACUGUGGGGCAAAUGAAUUCAGUGCUAAUGGAGUAAUGAGGUGUUAAAAAGCAGGUGAAACUGAUCAGGAAGUGAGGCGGGGUAACUGUGAAGCGAUUGGAGUGACUGUGUGGGAUGGAAAACCAGGACCGGACAUGGAACACGAACUGCAUACAACCUACAACACAAAAAAUAAAAAAUAAAAGACACAAGGGGAACCGGGGAAACAUAUAAACAAAAGGACGGGGAUCCAGGAACAGGCAGGCAUAACAGUGAAUACAAUAUGGAGUAAACCCAGGCAAGCUUGAAUUUAAUGUCAAUUCAGCAUCAGCAUCUGUAACAGCUUUGACAGGCUGAGGAAAAGGAAAAUCACCUGAGAGCUUUUUGCAGAUUCAUUCUGGGGUCUCAAGCCUAAGUCAAGUGAAACAGGUCUGGAUGAAACUUGAACCGGCAGUGUGCCUGGGGUUACUUCUGGUUCACAGCUGCCAUCUUCCCACCUAACCCUAACCCUUAAGAUGUGGGGCAGCCGUCUGUUCCUGGCCCAGCUCCUGUGUGCACUGCUCCCCCUGCUGGCCACAGGAUGUCCCUCCCACUGUGUGUGUGACAGGGGUGAGGUCACCUGCAGCGGACGCCUGCUAACCAGCAGUGACCUGCCCUCCGCCUUCCCCCCUGACUCCACCCACAUCCAUCUCCACGACAACCGGCUCACCUCCCUCCCGGGGGGGCUGCUGGACGGGCUGGCUCACCUGCGCUCCGUCUCUCUCCAUGGCAACCCCUGGGCGUGCGACUGCGCCGUUCUGUACCUGCGCGGAUGGCUGCUGAAGCAGCACCAGAGCGCCCUCUACCGCAACCUCACCUGCAGUUCCCCUCCGCGCCUGCGGGGGCGGCUGCUCAUGUAUCUGGGGGAGGAGGAGGUGCUGGACUCCUGCCAGUACUGGUCAUGUGACCUGGCCCUGGCCUCUCAGGUGGCUCUCUUCGUCUUCAUCAUACUGCAGGCCGUCCUGCUGGCCUUCCUCCUCUUCUUCCUCCGGCGGUAUGAGCGGCUGUCCCGUGAGGCCCGGCGUGCACUGGAGGAGAGCUCCAUGGGUGGGGAGGACUGUGUGAAGGGCCGGUCUGACUGAAGCCCUGUGAGGCUCUGUGAGGGGCCCCAUCCUCACCUCCCACACCCCACCUCCCCAUCCCCA